Drosophila sechellia is the source of this 332-nucleotide messenger RNA. RefSeq lists its product as uncharacterized. The coding region runs from base 58 to 249 and encodes 63 amino acids. Lineage: Eukaryota; Metazoa; Arthropoda; Insecta; Diptera; Drosophilidae. The transcript is spliced from 2 exons. The record is from RefSeq and is a predicted model, not a curated record.
GCUUGUAGGGCUAUAAAAGACCACAUGUGUUGUUAGUUUACUAGUUUCAAAUUCAACAUGAAGCAGUUCGCAUUGUUCAGCAUCUUCCUUCUAAUUCUGGCUGUGGGUUUGGCACAAAUGCCGCUGCAGGUGGCCGCCCAGGGCCAAAAUGGACAACCGCAGGGACAGCCGCCAAGACCGCCAAAUGGCAAUGGCAAUGGCAACGGCAACCAGCAGAGUGGACAAGGACAAAACGGGCAGAACAACUAGCACUAGGAUGUUGCUGGGGGGGACACACCUCCUGGCCACUUUCCCAGUUACUUAAAUAAACACUUUCCUCAGCAAACUAAAAA